AAAAACGAUGUAAAUAAUGGUCUCAAACAAACCACCAAACAGCGAAGGAAACAAACGCAUCGGCAAUCAAAUGGCGAAUCGGCAGCGAUUUAAGCCGGGUAUGAUGAACAAGCAGUACAACCCGAUGCUGAUGAACAAUAUGCGAAACAUGAGCGCAAUGUUUAACGCUAAUCAACUUGGCGACGAUCCCGGCUUCGUCGAUUUCAACGAUGACUCAAUUGCUUCCACUACGAACGGAACAGGUAACAGCAACACAGGUGGCCCAAAUGCCGCAAGUUCGAAUGUAUCGGAUGGGGGAAACAAAACCGCUCCUUUUGCCAAUGGUAAUCGACGUAUGAAUCCACCGAUGAAGCGCCCUAUGAAGAACGGUGGAGCACCACCCGGAGGCAUGAGGAAUCGUAUGAACGGUGGAGGUAUGGCUAACUGGGGUCCUCCGAUGCCACCACCAAAUAUGUUUCCAGGCCCACCUGCACCGGCCGGUCGACGAGGUCCGAUGAAUCCACCACCGAUACCACCGCCCGUUCCACCGGCCCAUUUCCGCAGCGGGCCAGGUAUGCGUAUGAGAGGUCCUCAGAAUGGAAGGUACGGUACAGGAAUGACCGGUCCGAUGUCACUUUUGUCGAUGAACAGACCACUACCUCCACCAAUUCCACCAAUGAACGGACGGCUGAUGCCACCGCCACCCGGCAUGGGACGAAUGAUGCCUCCACCCUUACGCCACGGAUUGGAAGGACCGAUGCGUCGGAACAUGAACGGUGGUAACCUGCACGGGCGUGGAAUGGGUGGCAAGAUGGGUGGUCCAUUUGCACGGAACGGAAUGGCUGGAAGUGGUGGAACGGUAGGAUUGAACGGAAAGCGUACGCGUGCCAAACCGGCCCAACUACAGAACAGGGAAGAAUACCCGCUGGACAAACCGUGGGUCACGGCAGACAUUAAAGCGGAGCACGAUAAGAAAGCUGAUCUCGCGAACCGUCUGAAGGGACACCGAGAUGAUGCACUUUUUGCGCAGUUUAAGGAACAGCGGGAUAAGUUCGUUAAAAUGUAUGAAGCCGCUCGCCUGGAGUAUAUUGGAAAGCAUCCGGAACAGGACGUAGAAAAAAUAUUAACAGCGCCGGCUUGUAAAAAGGCCCGUCUCGAAAAUGUAGACAAAACUAACGCUGCCGCAGAUAAUACCACUUCAAAAACGGAAGAAACCACUAGCAGCAGUGGAGAGGUUGUUGUAACUACUACCGAUCCUUGUAAUGACUCUACGAAGAGUGACACAAACGGUUGUGCCACUGCUUCUUCAUCUCCUUCUACUACCGCUACUACUACUACUACUACUAUUACUACUACUAUUGAUACCAAUGAUAGCACUGAAACCACAACCACUUCGCCCAAGGACGAACAAUCGUCACCUGAUACCGAAUUAAGUCCUACGGUGGUGGAUGCCGCUACAGUCGAAUGCACCGUUCCCGUUUAG
Anopheles maculipalpis is the source of this 1462-nucleotide messenger RNA. RefSeq names its product DNA-binding protein K10 (gene fs(1)K10). The transcript has 2 exons. The record is from RefSeq and is a predicted model, not a curated record. Lineage: Eukaryota; Metazoa; Arthropoda; Insecta; Diptera; Culicidae. Bases 17 to 1462 code for a protein of 481 amino acids.